Molecule: messenger RNA, 2785 nt
Organism: Pleuronectes platessa (European plaice)
Lineage: Eukaryota; Metazoa; Chordata; Actinopteri; Pleuronectiformes; Pleuronectidae
Gene: cd99
Product: CD99 molecule
Exons: 13
Coding region: 204-875 (223 amino acids)
Biological process (GO): positive regulation of neutrophil extravasation; homotypic cell-cell adhesion; T cell extravasation
Source: RefSeq, a predicted model, not a curated record
CCACACCCAGCGUGCUCGCCCAUGGCAAAGUUGACUCACAGUCGGUAACAGGACACCAGUGAGAGCCGGAGAGCCGAGUCCUCAGAUCCGUGCGAACUGGAGAAACACCCUCGAACACGGAGCAGAACACUCGGCGGCAUUAGUAAGACUAGAAACUAAAAAGCUUUUAACGGAGCAGUGAAGGAAUAAACUUCCCAGUAGACAUGGCGUGUUGCCUGAGAUUGGUUGUACUUCUUUUUCUCGUUGCUGGGACUUUAGGACAAGAAGGAUUUGACCUUGCGGAUGCCCUUGGUGAUCUAGAUCCACCAACUGUAAAACCUAAGGAGGAACCAAAGGCCCCGGAGAAAACUGAUGGUGGCUUCGGACUUGAUCUGAGUGAUGCAUUUGGACCAGACGAGACAGCAACUGUGAAGCCAAAGCAACCAAGUUCUGGUGAUACUGGUGAAGGUGGCUUCGGAUUUGAUCUUGGUGAUGCAGUGGGCCCAGACACCGACCCCAAACCUGACAAACCUGCUGUCAAGCCACCAACGAACACAGGGGGUGGUGGAUCAUUUAGUGACUCCGAUUUGUCGGAUAUCGGUGGAGGUGGGGAGUACAAGCCAGAUGGAGGCAGCUCAGGAGGCCGUCCAGAGGGCCCGGGCUCCGAUUCUCACGGCGGUGCUGAUCAACCUCAAGAAGCUGGACCUGGAGCGAUUGCAGGAAUUGUCAGCACCAUAGGAGUCGCUCUGGCCGGGGUAGCAGGCAGUUACUUUGCUUACUAUAAGAAAAAGCUCUGCUUCAAGCUGCAGGGAGGUGUGGAUCCUGAAAGUGGUAAAGCCGGGGCUGGCACUCACUCUGAACCUCAAGUACUCAGUAACCUGCUCAGCACAAACUAGACGGCCUCUUUUCCAAGCACAAGACAAAGGGGGUCUCUACAUCAACAACAUAGAAGUUUAUUCAACUUCUAUGAGACCUUCUCUGCAUCAUUCUGCAGCCGGAUUAGUUAAAACUAUAAAAAGCUGAAGCCUAACUGACAACUGUCCAACUCAAAAUAGUCACGUACCAUUUAUUUCUCCAUUCACUUUGAACAAAACCUCAAUCCUGGUUGUUUUAUAGAGCAAAGUGGGGAUUUCAGCAUGUAUAUUUGCACGGAGCUCUGUGUCCAUGUGCUUUGGCUGUGUGUGAGUCCGGUACCAGCUUUCUUUCUUUUCAUAAUUUUAACACUGUAAAGCGUGUGUAGUUUAACAAAGUUGCUAAGUGGGUGGGGCACGGUGAGGUGGACAUCUUUUUUUCCUAUGGUCUUCUGCGAUACAUUGUGGUAUUAGACUCACUCAGUUGGCAUCAAAGAAGGAUUGAACAAACCUUUAAUUGUAUUUGUUUGGCUCAGAAUGUAUAUACUUCUACUCUUUCAUCUAGCUGUUUUUUUCAGCUUAAGCUCCUAUCAAAGCAACUCAACACUCUCUGCAGAACUUUCAAACUAAAAGCCUACCACUAACUAGAUCUGUUGAGGUAAGGCUUUAAUGUGAAACUGCAUUCCUCAGGAAGGGCCUAUUUUAAUUGACAGCUAUUUAAAUUAGAAUUCAGUCAACAGUGGACAGCGCGAUAACAAGAUAAUUAAUCAGCUGAUUAUUAGCAAUAUAUUCUAUUUUUAGAUAUUCAUUGUCUUUACUGAUCUACAUGAAGGAUUUAAGUGGCACUUCAUGGCGUUGGAAAUAUAAACUACAAUUGUUUUUUCAAUAUUUGCCUGGCUGUUUGAAUAAAACAUUUCAGAUAGUUUCCCCAGCCAAACAUUAAGUUGACAACAAAUAUCGUGAAAUUCAGCAUACAACACAAGUAAGCUAUAUCGAAGAUGUAAACUACCUAAGUCAGAGUAUGUGUUAUCAUAUAUGACAUCCUUUUUAGAAUUAAACAUUUUUUGUAACUGUGUGAGCACCACGGCUUCCCCAUGUCCUGAUCUCAUCGACUGCUGGUGCCGGCUUGUGAGCUCUUUUAUUUAGUUUUAUUCUUUCAUAGCUGCACUGACCAAUUUUUUGCUGGUUACAAACGCACAGAAAUUGUGUUUCCCUUUGGUGAUUUCUUUGCUUUAACAAGCCAAUGUCGAUAUUAAAGUGAGACAUCUAACAUUGUUAUAUUUUUAUUAUUCUAAUUUAAGACUCUUUUUUGACUUUAUUUUUGCAUGCAAAGCAGCAUUACCAUCACUGUUGAGUCUGUUUAUUUUUAAAGACAACUAUUAUCAGCUGCAUUUAUGUCUUCAUUACAUUUUGGUGCAUUUUGUUAUUCAUGUGAAUCCACGAAGAAAAAGCAUCGAUUUCGCACAUCCUGCGAUUAGACAAAACCAAAUAGACAAAACAACUGCAGAUAGGUCUUGCCUAUUGUGCCAUUUAUCUGUUCGUAUGGGUCUUAAGUUGCAAUAUGCUCUCUAGCAAUGUAAUCAGUUUUUUUAAUCACAAAUAUGCACACUUAUGCACACUAAUAAACGUUAUUGCAUCAGGGAAUGCCAGUUGAGCGAGAAUUGUUAUGAUGCCAAACAAUACAUUGAAUUGCAUCCUUGUUGAGCUGUAAAUACUUGAGAAUAAGGUGUAUAGAUAUCCGCUUCAGGCUGCGUGCUGCAGUGUGCUUUGAGCAUUUCAAUAUCAAAAUGAGCACGAGCUCAAUUUGAAGUAUAUUUUGAGUAUUUCUUUUGUUGCAACUUUUACAAGCAGAAACUUGAUUCAGUUUUUAUCUCAUCCGAUGGGAUAAAUGUUUCUUUUUGAGUGGAUUUAACGUGUGUGUACAUGUUUUCAAUAAAGUGCUGUUGUGUACAGUU